UAGUAUCCGGGUUGUCCAUGAAAAACUUCCGGUGCGUUUCCUUUCUUUUUGUUUAUCGCUAGCUUCUAACCUAACUCUAUGCUUCUAACUCGUCUGUAGUUUAUUGAAAAUUGAAACUCGCGUAAAACUUUGACCUGCCAUGUACAGUCGCUUACAGUAUCACUUGAUCAUGGGAAUGAGAUGGGAUAUUUAACCAAGCAAGCUAACUAGCUAGAUUCAUGUUGUCCUAGCCAAACCAGGCAGAUAAUUAAUGUCUGCUAAGAUUCGAGGAUGGUAGCUUAACUGUUCAACAGGCUAGCUGGCUAUUACUAGCUAGCCGAGCAGCUAGACAAGACAGAUUAUGCCACUGUACAUUUGCCUGUUAUGAUAUUACUCGUUAUGAAUAUUUUUUCUGCCAUGGACACCGAGGGAAUCGUGAUCCGUAUAAAGACACCCGUCGGGGACAUGGACUCUUCUGUGGAUCGUCCUUCACUUUUGAGCUUUAAUGACUUGUUGGUAGCUAUCAGGGAUGUUAUGCCAGAAGCCACAGUCACAGCUUUUGAAUAUGAAGAUGAGGUAGGCGACAGAAUUACUGUAAGGACUGACGAAGAACUCAAAGCCAUGCUGUCAUAUUACUGUAAUACAGUGCACGAACAGCGAAUGAACGGCCUGCUGCCUGAGCCCCUCCAGAUAUUUCCUCGAGCCGGCAAGACUCCCGGGAUAAGGAACAUACAUGGCCUGAAGGUAAACACCAGGCCCAACCCAGCCAACAACUCUGGGGCGGCCGUCGACACCAUGCCUAACAAUAGCUUAAAGAAGUCAUCAGCGGAGCUGAAGAAGAUCCUGACAAAUGGACAGAUAAAUGCCCAAGACAUCCAGUACCAGGAGCAGCUUGGCCAGGGGAAUGGAGGCACAGUGUACAAAGCCUACCACCUUCUUGGAAAAAGGGUUUUGGCAGUCAAGGUCAUUCCACUGGACAUCACAGUAGAGUUGCAGAAACAGAUCAUGUCGGAGUUGGAGAUUCUCUACAAGUGUGAUUCCCCCUACAUCAUAACCUUCUACAGUGCCUUCUUCCUGGAAAACAGGAUAUCCAUAUGCACAGAGUUUAUGGAUGGUGGUUCUCUGGACGUGUACAGGAGGAUACCAGAGCAGGUCCUGGGGAGGAUCGCUGUGGCGGUCGUUAAAGGUUUGACAUAUUUGUGGAGCUUGAAGAUACUUCACAGAGACGUCAAACCCUCAAAUAUGUUGGUGAACACCCAAGGACAAGUGAAGCUCUGUGACUUUGGUGUCAGUACCCAGUUGGUAAACUCCAUCGCCAAAACGUACGUUGGGACAAAUGCCUAUAUGGCUCCUGAAAGGAUAUCAGGGGAGCAGUAUGGCAUUCAUUCAGAUGUGUGGAGUGUGGGCAUCUCAUUCAUGGAGUUGGCUCUCGGCACGUUCCCUUAUCCACAGAUACAGAAAAACCAAGGAUCUUUUAUGCCACUCCAGUUACUGCAAUGCAUCGUUGAUGAGGACCCUCCUAUUCUCCCUGUGGGCCAGUUCACUGAGAAGUUUGUUCACUUCAUCACACAGUGCAUGAGAAGACUUCCUAAAGAGAGGCCUGCGCCCAACAACCUCAUGGACCAUUCCUUCAUUAUGCUCUACAACGAUGGCAAUGCAGAAGUGGUAUCCAUGUGGGUGUGUCGCUGCCUGGAGGAAAGGAGAUCCCAGGCCCAGGGACGCAUGUGACCGUCCCUCCUACUUUCACUGUUGCUACCUCUCCCUGCAAGGCAGGCAAGAGCUAUGUGUAUCAUGCCACAGCCACCCUAGCUUUCAUCCUUAUGGACCUUCUUAAAGCCCACUGCCAAACCCAAAUAAGGAUAGACUGCUCAUUUGGACAGUGAUACUUUGAAUAAUGUAUUUUGCAUUUUUUGUGGGCCAGGAAGAAGUGCAUCUUGUGAAGAUGGAGCAGAGCUUUCUAGGAUAAUUUAUAGAAGCUCCUCAUCUGAGCCCUCAGCACUGACUGAGCGCUUGACUCAGUCGGCCUAGAUGACUUUCUGUGCUUGUUUCUCCAGGUUCCUCUCUGACUUUGAAAUGGGAGUUAUAUUAGGAUUGAGCCUGUUUUGUUCCUUGUCCAUCAAAUUAGCUCUGAUUCUUGAACCGGUUCCGUUCAGGACUCUUGGAACCUUGGUGCUAUCUAGCAAACCAGCCUGUGUUUCCACCAGUUAUGAGCGUAACCAGUUAUGAGUUUGUAAUAAAAGAUGCGUCAUCAAAAGUGGCAGUUCAAGUGACCCCAGUCUUGGCCAAAUAUUCGACUAGUUCGACAUACAGCUUACUCUGUCUCAUGCUGCUUUCUAGCUAUUCCUGAAACUCUGAGACCGAGAUGACCAAAUCAUCACCAAGCAUUGGGUUUUAUCAGCAGACCACAGCAUGCUCUUUUUUCGAUUUCUCACUUAACUUCUCCGUUGUUGCCUUCUCCAUCCCCUCUUUCCAGACGGUAGAAUGACACGCCCACUGAUGUUGUCAUGGUUUGCAUUUCAGGUUAAGGAAAACCUCCUAUUAUUUGGUUCCAGCUUGGAUCCAACUUUUUGGCUUCCAAACCAAUACAUUUUUGGUCUGAAUGCUCAGAACUGUUCAAAAUUGGUGGAAAAGGGGUCAGUAUGUAAAUCAGUUUGUAACUUUUGACCCGUGAUGGUAAUGAGCAGGAAAAAAUGACCAAUGCGCAAAAAUGGCUUUACAUUGACUUGCUAUAUUCCAGGGAUGAUUUUGAUUUAUCACUAGGCUUUACUUUGUGUCACUUUCUAAUGAAUGUGCCUGUGUGUAACUGCAGUUAUCUAACUGCAGUCUGCUGAAUGGAAACAUUUGUAUAUUCCUUUACAUUGUUAUUACUACAUUAAGUGCACCUCAAGGGUCUCAUCAACAGAGUUGUGUUGCAUUGUCUGAACUUCUCUUUGCCAUUUCCAGCUUAAUCUUUUUUUACAACUCUACAAAUAGUUUUGUUCAAAUUUACAUUCAUACUUUUAAGAUGUCAAGGAAUAUAUUUGAUUGACAGACCAAACUGCAAUGAUUCCAUAGCAUGAUUUGCUCAAAUACAUUCAUAACUCAUGAACAUUCAAAACUGCAUUUUCACCAUACCAUACCAACUAAACCUAUAUGUGUGUAUCAAAUCAGAAAUUACUUAAUGUGUUAUAUGUUGUUACAAUAUCACAAUAUCAGUUGAGCUGAUAUUGAGCUGUUAGGGAAUAGUGAGUGUUUCUUAUUUUACCUGCGUAGUAAAAAUCACCUAGUUCAGUCAUGGUUUGAUCAAAUGCUUUGACUCAGUGGGGGGUAAUCAUAAGUAUUGGAUGCAACUAUGGAUUAAUGUGAAUGUAAAGUGUUUUAGUGGUGGACAAUAUGAGGGGUUGCCAUCUAAAACAAGUUGACUACGAUAUGCACUUAAACAAGAUAUGAAACAAAAGCCUGGUCAAAACUGUCUCAGUCUUGGCCCUCGUGAAAAAUGCUCAGCGAAAUGGCCCUAUAAUGUGAGUUGCAAUAGAGGGCAAAGCAUAGAGAAACAGGUGUUCUAGCUUAAUGCUAUAUAAAAUGCUAUAUAUAUACAAUUCAGUUUUUGAAAGCCUUGAGGUAUAUUUGUCUUUUUGAAUUCACAUUUCAUUGACAAAGUCUUUGCCAAUUCAGGUUCCCGUGGGGUGGGUGGGUGGAGCUUCUAUUUUUUGGAAAUUUUAAGCAUUAUUGACCGAAUACUAAAACUGUUUGGCUGUUUCAACAUAACAGGGCAAUCCACACUUUCAUAGUAUUGUGAAUAUACAGAAUUCCCAAUAACAAAUGGCUUUGUAGUGCUUGUGAAUGCUUUAACAACAGGUCAUUAAAACAUAUUUGCACAUAUUA
This is a messenger RNA of Hypomesus transpacificus, 3843 nucleotides long. RefSeq names its product mitogen-activated protein kinase kinase 5 (gene map2k5). Bases 364 to 1707 code for a protein of 447 amino acids. Gene Ontology annotation, biological process: protein phosphorylation. The transcript is spliced from 22 exons. Gene Ontology annotation, molecular function: protein kinase activity; ATP binding; protein binding. NCBI's taxonomy places the organism in Eukaryota, Metazoa, Chordata, Actinopteri, Osmeriformes, Osmeridae. The record is from RefSeq and is a predicted model, not a curated record.